AUGCCAUCAGACUUGAAAUCAACCGAGUAUAGCCAAACAGCGCCUACUAGGAAGCGGCGCAAGAUCCGCAAGGGCACGACCAGCUGCUGGGAAUGCAAGCGUCGGAAAGUCCGAUGCAGUCUCGUGGACGACCCCAAUGGGGUGUGCAAAGCGUGCCGGAGACGAGGGGCGAAUUGUCUGACGCAGGAUUUUGCAGACGUUGAUGAUGGGAUUGAACUUGUUGAUGACGUUCGGCACUCGAGCCGGAUUGAACUUGCUGAUGACAUCCGGAUAUCGGCUCGAGUGCCUGAACUAAUAAGCCCGGCUGGUUCUACAGGAGCUAGUCCGAGCCCAAGGCGGCGUCAGGGUGAUGUUGAUCUUGAGUAUGAGAGAGGGUCUACGUUGACCUCGUUAACGGAUCCCAUCGCCAGCAUCUCCCAUGAGUUACAUGCUAGCUUACCGUCGCGCAAGGAUAUCAGCUCUAUCUGCAAAGUGCUUGACCAUGUGCCGCUCAUGUUCCAUGAGUUCUUGACGAGGCCUCAUUCAGAUUCAGAAGAAGAUGCCUCCAGGAGCGUCUGGCUGCUCGAUAUCCCGCCUCCGGAAUCCCACCCAGCACUGCUGGCAAGGUAUAUGCUGCGCCUCGCCACGCCGCUCCAGUCCCUUGACCUGAAGAAAUCAGGAAAACAGCUGAGCGCGCUAUUGGAAGCACCGCAGUUAAUGGCAAAACGGCUAGCAGAGACCGCUAUACAUCUCGUCACCAGCCGCGACGAGCUGCUCGGUAGCGUGGAGGGCGUCGAAUGCGCGAUGCUGGAGGGGAACUACGAAGCGAAUCGCGGCAACUACUGCCCUGCGUGGAUUGCGUUCCGGAAGGCCAUGACGCUGGCGCAGGUGCUUGGGGUUCAUCGUCCACGGCACUCACUGCGCGUGCUUGAUAGCCGGCGUAAAGUGGACAGUUCGUUUCUGUGGUACCGGAUUGUCUAUGUUGACCGCUUUAUGUGCUUGAUGAUGGGGCGUCCUCAGGGCUCGAUGGACCGCAGUAUGGGGUCUGAUGCUGUCAUGGAUGCCGAUACACCGCUGGGACAGCUGGAGCGUUUUCACUGCUUCAUUGCGUCUCAGAUUUUGGAGCGGAACGAUGCGGAAUCGUGCUCUGCAGACACGACUCAAAAUAUCGACUACCAGCUACGGAAGGCAGCUGAAUUCAUGCCUAGUGAGUGGUGGAUGGUGCCGAAUGCCGCGGAACCAGAAGUCGUUGAUAGGGAGAUACGCCUCGUUUGCCAGAUCAACCAUUACGGCCUCAUCAAUCAGCUCCAUAUCCCGUAUAUGCUACGGUUCGCCAACGCGGAGCAGAAGCUACACACCUACUCACAUACGACCUGCAUCAAUGCAUCCCGCGAGAUCCUCACCCGCUACGUCGCCCUCGGCAACUCCAACGGAGUCGCAUACACCUGCCGCGUCAUCGACUUCUUCACCCUCUCCUCUGCCCUCCUCAUCCUGCUAGCGCAUCUCCGCCAGCACACCCUGACACCCGGCGAAUUCAACAACCUAGCGCACCAGCGCCAAGGCGACCGCGGCUUAGUCUCAAAGGCCAUAGACAAUCUCCAGAAAAUCGCCUGGGCAAGCCAGGACCGCAUCAUCGCCAAGUCCGCUGACCUGCUGAGCCGCCUCCUUGAUAUGGAAGCCGAGGCAAGUAUCGGUUCGGCUAGCUACUCAGUACACACCAUCGGCUCCCCGGAAGAUGUUGCAAGGGAAACGGAUAACGGCCCGCCGCCGCUGAAUAAAGGCCUCCGCUUCUGCAUACCGUGGUUUGGCUUCGUGAGAAUUGUACUCGCGUCUUUCCGGCGGACGCCUUCCGCGGCGGAGAUCAUGGCUGGGGAGGAUAUAUUCCAGUUUCGGCCAGAGCCGGACGGGCAACCCGUAGGUGAAAAUCGUGCAGUGGCGGCGGCGGGAGGGCAGUACACGCAAGGCCAGGAACUGACGCCGCCGGAGCAGCCGUGGUAUGCGGAUACAGGCUUUGGAGCGGACGACUGGACGAUGCAAGGCUUUGAUAUGUCGUUCUGGAAUUGUUUCUUUCAGGGGCCCGGGCUGGCUAUGCCCAUGUCUAUGCCGAUGCCUGUGGAUGGGGGCGCUACGGCCGGGGGAUUAGGUAGAAUACCUUGUUCCUCCGAAGCUGACAAAUGUGGAGAGCUCGGUGGAAGGGCCUUGGCGCUCGGUGGAGGGUUCGGUGCAAGCCUCUGGCCCCAGCGCCUCGGCCACGCCCUCGCAAAAUCCUACCUCUCCCGCCCAAACCACACCGUCAUCGGGACAGUGAGGGACACCUCCUCCCCGUCCCUUUCAACCCUCACCACCCAGACAGCCCCCGGCUCAAAGCUCCUCCUGUACCCCCUCGAAUCUACCAACGACACCCACUACACUGACCUAUCCACAUCUCUCGCAACCGCCGGAAUAACGCACCUGAACCUCGUGAUCGCGAACGCCGGCGUCGCGCAUCCACCAGGGACACCGGCGUCCGUGGGGAUCGAGGAUGUGCGGGCCGUCUUUGACGUGAAUGCGCUGGGGACGCUGAGACUUUUCCAGGCUCUCCGGGGGUUACUUGAGCGUGGUGCUGCGCAAGGGAGGGAGGUGAAAUGGGUCAGUGUUAGUUCGGGGGCUGGGUCGAUUGAGGGGUGUAAGGUUUACGGCCGGGGGACGGAGAAGGUUGUCCCGUAUGGGGUUAGCAAGGCGGCGGUGAAUUGGGUGACUGUGGCCAUCCAUGCCUCGGAGACGUGGUUGACGGCUUUCGCGAUCCAUCCUGGCUGGGUCCAGACGGAAAUGGGAAACGCGGGCGCGCGCGUCAUGGGGCUCAAGGAGGCGCCGAAUACGGUUGAGGAGGCGAUUACGAAGACGGUGGCUACGAUUGAUGAUGCUACGCGCGAGAGCUCGGGUGGGAGGUUUGUGAAUGUUAUUGAUGGGACGGAGAUUCCGUGGUGA
Molecule: messenger RNA, 2946 nt
Organism: Aspergillus mulundensis
Lineage: Eukaryota; Fungi; Ascomycota; Eurotiomycetes; Eurotiales; Aspergillaceae
Product: putative Zn(II)2Cys6 transcription factor
Exons: 7
Coding region: 1-2946 (981 amino acids)
Biological process (GO): DNA-templated transcription; regulation of DNA-templated transcription
Molecular function (GO): DNA-binding transcription factor activity, RNA polymerase II-specific; DNA binding; zinc ion binding
Source: RefSeq, a predicted model, not a curated record